This is a messenger RNA of Penaeus monodon (black tiger shrimp), 1463 nucleotides long. RefSeq lists its product as uncharacterized. NCBI's taxonomy places the organism in Eukaryota, Metazoa, Arthropoda, Malacostraca, Decapoda, Penaeidae. The record is from RefSeq and is a predicted model, not a curated record.
UGACCAUCUUUAGCUACUUGUAGAGACCACGCAGCUAAAGUAAGUCCCUUGACAGCACGGACGUUAUGGCAGCGUGUCAUGGUAGUAGAGGCCGGAGUCAAGGGUACUGAGUAUUAGCCAAGACUCGUAGAGCCACAGUUAAGUGUGGACCGAUGCCCCAAGCUGCCGCACGGGGAGGCUCCGUUUGACUAGGAGACGUAUUCGUUGGAGUUUCAGCAGUGCAUUUUGGCCUUGCAACAUAGUGGGCGUGGCGAUAAGAUCAGGAUAUAUCGGAUAGAAAUGCAAAUAACCUGCCCUAAGUAUCGCUCUCAGACAUGUUGGAACUCAGUGUGGCAUACGUCGAAGUCCGCGAAUUACUUACGACGCGAAUUUGGAAAACCGGUCACUCGCCUGAUCACCUGCGUUGGCGCGUGAGCUUGGGGAUACGUCACCUGACUCUUCACGGCAGAUACGAUGCUUUCUCGGCUGCAGGUUUUGGCAGCCGUGUGGGCAUUAGGCCUCCUCGUGCCCUCCACCCAGAUGUCCGUCAGGAGGCAACUACAGCCCGGGGAUGGCACUACGGAUUCUGUGUCUUCCUCCCCUAGCCCUCUCGAUGAAAAUCUCCCACAUACCAGUGACACAGGGAAAGGUGUUGGGACGCCCUUUUCAGAGGAUGAUUCUGUCGGCACUGAACCAAAAGAUCUUUUCUCCUUUUCUCAGUUGCCGAUGAACGGGCCGGGCGAAAGCAUCUUCAAUGAAUCAGUGGUGAACUUCGUGCGAGAUCUGACACUGUCGUCAAGUGAUGAGGACAUACGGGCACUGAUGGCCGUUUUGCACUCCCUAAUGUCGGACGGCACCUUCGGCCCUCUCACGGCAACAGUGACCCGGGGAAACUCAGCCAACAAACGGGAAGGCCAGAUGCCAGGGCGCGUCAGCCAGCAGGUGCAGGACCAGUUGGGGGAGCAGAUGGAGGCUUUGACCAAGGGCGAGGUCGAAGUCGUGCCUCAGCAGAUGGCCGAGUUCACCCUGGAGCCGCAUCUCGGUCCCGCUAUAUUGCCGUUUCAGGUUCCUGAAGGAUACUUCGUCCCCUUUCUCCCUCGUCGAGCCUUCGGCGUGGUAAACGGCGCUGUGCGUCCCCCGCACGGCCACGGGACCUUCUACGUGCACCGCCCUCCCGGCCUCGUCGACGUGCCCAACUCCCCCGCCUUCGGGUUCCUCUUCAGCGGCUAUAGGAGGUUCGACCCCGAGGCCCCGCGCACGCCCCACGAUUUCCACGCUUCUCCUGCCAGCGCGAUCGAGGAUUCCGCGCUGGUUGAACACGGGGAAGCCCUGGCCUCGGCGGAUGUGGAGGACGUAAUACCCUGACCGAGAGCAGUCCUUGUAAUUUUUUAUUGGCAAUAUUGAAUCGCUUUUAAACAAAUAAUAUGACAAAUAAUUUUAUGGAAUUGACGGUUUAUGGACACGUUUACAAUAAACUUACCAAA